UCUCUUUCUUUCUCUUUCUCUUUCUCUCUCACUCUCCCUCUCACUCCCUGCGUCCCUGUGGCUCAGGCCCUCAGGCAACUCCUGUUUAUCUUGCCUUUGUAGGUAUCUCUCAAGUGUUCAAUCAUUGAAGACGGGGUCGUAAAGACAGGGGAAGGAACAGAAUUCUGUGCUUAUUUUUUGUGGUUUUAACAGAUUUCUCUUAGCUUUUGUGGGUUUUACAGAAUUCUCUGCUUAGUUUUUGUGGGAUUUCUUCCUUCGAUCAUUUCAUGGCUUCUUCAAUGCUCAGCGGGGCUGAAAAGCUCUCCUUUACCAGAGGUUUAAAUCCAUAUGGGUUAGGCUUUCUGGGUUCAGAUUUCAAUGGAAAGUCUGUCCCCAAGGUUGGACUGUUGUCUUACACAAGAAAUUCCAAGGUUCGAACCCUAGUACCCAGAUGUAGUUUAUCACCGGCAAGGCCAGGUUCUCAGCCCAGGUUCAUACAGCACAAGAAGGAAGCAUUUUGGUUCUACAGGUUCCUCUCCAUAAUCUACGACCAUGUCAUAAACCCUGGACACUGGACUGAGGAUAUGAGGGACGAAGCCCUUGAGCCUGCGGAUCUCUAUGACCGGAACAUGAUAGUGUUGGACGUUGGGGGUGGAACUGGGUUCACUACUUUGGGUAUUGUUAAGCAUGUAGAUGCUAAAAAUGUCACGAUUCUCGACCAGUCUCCUCACCAGCUUGCCAAGGCAAAGCAGAAGGAGCCCUUGAAGGACUGCAAAAUUAUUGAAGGUGAUGCUGAAGAUCUUCCCUUCCGCACGGACUAUGCUGAUAGAUAUAUAUCCGCUGGAAGUAUCGAAUAUUGGCCAGACCCACAGCGUGGUAUCAGGGAAGCAUAUAGGGUCUUGAAACUUGGUGGAAAAGCCUGUGUUAUUGGCCCUGUGUACCCAACAUUUUGGUUAUCUCGUUUUUUUGCGGAUAUGUGGAUGCUUUUCCCAAAGGAGGAAGAGUACAUUGAAUGGUUCAAAAAUGCUGGUUUCAAAGAUAUUCAACUGAAAAGAAUUGGUCCAAAAUGGUACAGGGGAGUCCGUCGGCAUGGGUUGAUUAUGGGAUGCUCUGUAACAGGAAGGAAGCCAGCAUCAGGAGACUCACCUCUACAGGUUCUAGCAAUCAGAAUUGAGGUCGAUUCUGGUACAGAGCCAGAUGAAUCGGCUAUGAAUCUGGUGAUCCUCUGCAAGGAUCCAAUUUUUGUGAUCAGCCAGAGAAGCAUGUUUUUAUGUAGUAAAAAAAAAAAAUCUGAAAAUCACAGUCCCAUCCUCUCUUGCCAUCACCAAUUCCUCGAACCAUGGAAUCUAGAGUCAGACUCUUCCUCUCAAAGACACGAACCCUUGUGCCUGGAGCAGGUGGAGACAAAGAGGCAGAGCAGGAUUGGGGCCACAGAGCGCUGGAGCAGGCGGGGAUGAAGAGAAGGUGAUUUACAGAGAGAUGCCAUUAUUGUAGCCUUUGAAGCUCUGUUGGUUACACAUCUGGAACAAUGGGGGGUGAUUCCAAAAAACAGAACAUUUUGUAGAUCCAUGAAAGAAUGAUUUUGCAUCUGACAGAUAAAAAGGGACUAUAUUUAGAAUGGAUUUUGGUUGAAAAUAAAAGAAUUAUUGUUGUC
Macadamia integrifolia is the source of this 1633-nucleotide messenger RNA. Its product is annotated as 2-methyl-6-phytyl-1,4-hydroquinone methyltransferase, chloroplastic-like. The transcript is spliced from 3 exons. Lineage: Eukaryota; Viridiplantae; Streptophyta; Magnoliopsida; Proteales; Proteaceae. Gene Ontology annotation, molecular function: 2-methyl-6-phytyl-1,4-benzoquinone methyltransferase activity. Gene Ontology annotation, biological process: methylation. The record is from RefSeq and is a predicted model, not a curated record. The coding region runs from base 267 to 1436 and encodes 389 amino acids.